Messenger RNA from Podarcis lilfordi (Lilford's wall lizard), 900 nucleotides. The record is from the annotation of a GenBank genome assembly. NCBI's taxonomy places the organism in Eukaryota, Metazoa, Chordata, Lepidosauria, Squamata, Lacertidae.
AUGCUGAGCCAAGGCCUUUGCAAGCCUGAGGUGGCAGACUCAACGGAGCACUACAUUGGGUUUGAGACAGACCUCCAAGAUCUGGAGAUGAAGUAUUUAUUGCAGAAAACGGACCGCCGGAUUGAGGUCCAUGCAAUCUUCAUCAGCAACGACAUGCGUCUCAAUAGCUGGUUUGACCCUUCCUGGCGCAAAAGGAUGCUCCUUACUCUGAAGAGCAACAAGUACAAAUCCAGCCUGGUCCAUAUGAUCUUGGGUCUCUCUCUCCAAAUUUGCCUAACAAAGAACAGCACCUUGGAGCCUGUCCUGGCUGUUUACGUCAACCCUUUUGGAGGCAGCCACUCCGAGAGUUGGUUUAUGCCUGUCAAUGAAAACAGUUUCCCAGACUGGGAGCGGACUAAACUGGACUUACCGCUUCAGUGUUAUAACUGGACGCUGACUCUAGGCAACAAGUGGAAGACCUUUUUUGAAACGGUCCACAUCUACUUGAGGAGUCGUAUUAAGUCGAAUGGUCCCAAUGGCAAUGAAAGCAUCUAUUAUGAACCGCUGGAGUUUAUCGAUCCCUCCCGCAACCUGGGCUACAUGAAAAUCAACAACAUCCAAGUGUUCGGCUACAGCAUGCACUUUGACCCGGAAGCAAUCCGGGACCUGAUUUUGCAGCUGGACUACCCUUAUACUCAGGGAUCCCAGGACUCUGCUCUCUUGCAACUACUAGAGAUAAGGGACCGUGUAAAUAAACUCUCUCCACCCGGUCAACGUCGUCUAGACCUUUUCUCAUGCCUGCUGCGUCAUAGACUCAAGCUGUCUACCAGCGAGGUGGUGAGAAUUCAGUCUGCUUUGCAGGCCUUCAAUGCCAAAUUGCCAAACACAGUGGAUUAUGACACAACCAAAUUAUGUAGUUAA